AUGCAACCUUGGAAUCAAUGGGGUGUUCAAGCAACGACAGGCUAUACUCUGCCUGGGUACCCUGCGGCCAUGCCAUCGCCAGUUGUGACUGUUGCGCCCACAGUUUCAUCACUGCCUUACACGAUGGGAGGGUACCAGUGGCCAAGUUAUAGUGCUACCAAUGUUACUCCUACUGUUGGUGGAGCAUGGCCUGUUCAGAACCAGCAACAACAAUGGGACCAGUGGACUCAAUGGCAGCAACAGUAUGCCCAAUGGCAACAAGAAUAUGGCGACAAGUACAUGCAAAGUGUACAGCAGAGCUCCCAGGCCUCCUCUACUUCAGGGAAUACAGUACCGGUGGGUGUUCCUCCUACAACAGCUACUGCAGGAGGAGAUGAGAAAAGAGGAGCUACUACUCCUGGCCCUCCAGAUGCCAAGAAACCUAAGACUGAUGAAAAUUCUGCAGAAGCAAUUAAGGAUGUUCUUAAAGAAAUGGCUGAAGCAGAAAAACAAUUUGAUGAACAGUUUAAUAAUUGGGAAGUGCAAUUCAAUACUUGGCGUGAACAAAAUGCUAGUCAUCCAGACACCGAGCAAUACAAGGCGUAUGAAGCAAAAUGGAAAAGUUGGAGGAAUCAGCUACUACAACGUAGAGAACAGAUGAGGAAAAAAAGAGCAGCUAAGAUGGCGGAGUUGGCAAAGUUGGAGCAGCAACCAUCAACUACUUAUUCAGCAACAGGAACAGUUGGGAUAACUGCUUCAAUGGCUGUGCCUCCUCCCACACUAGGUGCUACAUCUGUGGCCUCCGCAUCUGUCACCCCAGCAGUUACCCCAGCUGUAUUGCCUUCGACUUCGGUGCCACCACCUGGCAUGUCCUCAAGUGGCGCAGAUAGUACCAACCCGUAUGCUUUAUACAAUACCUCUUUCUAUAACCAACAAGGAGGAUAUAUGUUCGGUUCUACACCUUAUGGUGUACCCCCUGUAUUCCCUCCAGUUCCCCCUCCCGUUGUGGUCCCAACAAGUACAUCAGCUCCUCCGCCCACUACAGCAUCGACUGUCUCAUCCGCCUCUGGUAUUCCCAAUGCCUCAUCAUCAGCUGUUCAAGGUGAAGGUGGACCGAAUAAGUCAGUUGAUUCCACAUCUACGAAUAACAUCUCAGGAUCAACCAAUCCUUCAGAUCCGCAGUCAGCAGUAAAUUUCAGUCAGCCUCCUCCUUCAACAACACAAGGUUCUUCAACAAAUAAUGGUUCACAGAAUAGCUCAGAUAGUGGUGGUAUCCCUGGUUUAGACCUGUUAAAUCACCCACCAUCCUCUCAGUCAUCUAAACAACCAGAGUUCAAUCCAGCUUCUACUUCAAGUUUGAUCCCAAAGCAACAAGAUAUAAUUCAGACACCUGCUGAUAGUAAACCUUUUGAUUUUCCAUCACCUGCCAAAAAUCAGAACACUACAGUACCUCCACCGUCUAUGAUGAACUUUCCUCCACCAGGCUAUUUGAACCCUACCUUUAAGGUUUUUCAAAUGGGAACUAACCCUAAUCCUGGUCUUCUACCAUCUAAACACAAUCCGAAUAAAGAACUUGUUGAGGCUUUGAUGAAUACCAUUGAAACCAAUCCUGGUUCAAGUCAAGAUGGAAGAAAUCAGAAUUACAAUAUGAAUAGACAUCAGAGAUCUGAUUUUGAUCCUAAGGGUAACAAUGGACCACCAGGAAGUGGACAAGAUUUCAGAGGAAACCAAAUGAACAACUAUCCUCCACCAAAUAAUUUCAGUGAUAACCAAUGGGGUGGAAACCAAACAACUAAUAAAGCACCUCUUCUUCCAACUCCCAACAUUCAAGGAUUUAAUCCUCCUGGUAAACAGGGUGAUAUUCACAUGGGGCAUAAUAAUAAUAUGCCACCUUUCAAUCAACCUUCAGGUUAUAAGAACAAUGAUGGACCUAGUUUUAGAAAUGAUGGACCUUCACCUCGCUUUAGUGGCCCGCAAGGUUUUAGAGGUAAUGAUGGUCCGUCAGGUUUCAGAGGGUCCGAUGGACCCCCUUCAGGCUUCAAAAAUGAUGGACUUCCACCUGGAUUCAGAGCGGAUGGACCUCCACCUGAUUUCAGGAGCGAUGGACCGCCACCAAACUUUAGAAAUGAUGGUCCUCCAAAUUACAGAAAUGAUGGCUCUCAAAAUUACAGGAAUGAUGGUGGGCCUGGGCCUCAUGGUUUUCGUGGUAAUGAUGGUAUGAGGCAAAAUGGUCCUCCAGGAUUUAGAGGUAAUGACUGUGGUCCUGGCUACAGAGGAGGCAAUGAUGGCCCCCCUUCUGGAUUUAGAGACGGUCCUCCAGGUUUUAGGGACGGGCCAGGAUUCAGAAAUGAUGGUUUUAGGGGUGACAACAUUCGUUCCAAUGAUGGCCAUGGUUCUGAUAAUUUUAGGAGUAAUAACUUCAGGAAAGAUGACUUUGACCGCCCUCCUUAUAUGAAUGAUGAUAAUUAUAGUUUUGGCAAAGGAUCUGAUAAGAACCGAGAAGAGCCAGACGGUUAUAAUCAAGAUUUCAAUGACAACCGUAGUGAUAGGGGGCGUAGUGACUAUAAUGACGAAAACUUUGACAACCAUUCUGACGAUAGAGGAUCACUUGGAAAUCAAAGAGAUUUCAGAUAUCCUCCAGCAGGUUCAGAUUCUCAAGAAAGAAACAGCUUUAAUGAUGGAGACGGUUCAGUCUUUGGCAGACAUGCUUUUGGUCCUAACGCUAGGCCUGGUGGUGCUCCUCCACCCCUCAUGGGUAGUAGCGGAGGACCACCUUCGAUGAGCGGAGGUCAGAGCGGACCCCCGGGUAUGGGGGCUCAAAGGUUUCAGCUUCCGCCUCUGCAUAAUCCGGACAAGAUCAUAGACUACAUUCAUAAACCGGCAAAUCUAGGUGUUCCUGCUUUCUAUGAACCUGUUACAAUGAUAGAUUAUGCCCACGGCUCUCAUAAACUUCCUGAGGGAGAAGAAGAUAGAUUCCCUCCUGGAGAAAAUCGUGAUUUAUUCCCUAAAGAUGAUGACUAUGAUGGGCGAUUACAUGGUCCUGGAAGAGGACCUUCACCAUUUAGACCAAGGAAUGAUGGUAGGCAUAGAGGAACCUCUUGGGGCCGGACAAGAGAAAGUAGAUGGGAACGGGAUCCUCAUGGAUCUCCUCCAAGAAGAGAUGAGGGUAGAAGUCGAGACAGGGAAGAAAGAGGAAGAGAUGAUAGGAGAGAAAGAGAUAGUAGAGAUGACCGUCAUGACCGGGAUCGAAGGGAUGACAGAGAUAGAGAUAGCCGUAGAGAUUCUAGAAGAGAUGACAGGCGAGAUGAUAGGAGGGACAGAGAUUUAAGAGAAGAUAAGAGGGAUGAACGAGGAGACAGUCCUCGUAGGGAAGAAAGGUGGCGUCACGAUAAGUCUAGCCGUCAUGAUGAUGAAAGGUACAAAGAUGAACGAAAGGACAGGGAUAGAUCUUCUGAUAAAUCCAAGGAUUCUAAGAGAAACUCACUUUCCAAAACACGGAGUCCCUCACCUCAAAACAGAUCUUUAAAGGAGGAACCAUCUUUGAAAAUAUCUCCCCAAAAUAUCACAGAAGUGUCCCAUAAUCCAAUUCUUCUAGUUGAUGAUAUCUUAUUAGCUCCAGGCAGAGAGAGGCGCCCACCAAGAAUAGUUGUUAUUCUUCGAGGACCACCUGGGUCGGGAAAGACUUACGUUGCUAAACUCAUGAAGGAUAAGGAAGUUGAAGUGGGAGGAUCUGCCCCAAGAAUACUAUCUUUAGAUGAUUAUUUUAUGGUUGAGACUGAGAAAGAAGAAUUAGACAAAGAGACUGGCAGAACUACAACUGUCAAGGCAAUGGAAUACGAAUAUGAGUCAGGUAUGGAACCACAUUAUAGAGAAUCACUGGUAAAAGCUUUUCGGAAGACUAUUAUUGAUGGAUAUUUCCCGUUUAUUAUUGUCGAUUGUAUCAAUGAUAAAUUGAACCACUUUGAAGAACUCUCUAGUUUUGCUAAGCAAAAAGGUUUCCAGGUAUACAUUUGUGAAAUGGAUUUGGAUAUUAGUUUAUGUGUAAAAAGAAAUGUUCAUAAGAGGACAGAGGAGGAAAUAAAAAAUAUUGUUAAAAACUGGGAAAAAACACCCUUGACUGAAACCAUAUUGGAUGUUAGGUCACUUCUUCAGUCUGCAAGCAUCACUGAGGUAAAUAUGGAAGACUCUGAGCCAGUUGAAGAUAUGUCAGAAGACACACACAUGGAAGAUGUUGAAGAUAAAAGAGGAAGUGAUGUUGAAAACAAGAAUGAUGAAAAUUCAAGCAAAAUUGAGGAUUCUAGUCAUGAAGAAUUAAAAGAUGAAAAAGAAUCAAAAUCUGCUGAUAAUGAUGAAGUUGUGACUAAGGGACUAUUGGCCUCAGCACUAUCCAGCAAGUGGGACGAUUUGGACAGCUCUUAUAACAAAUUAGACCGGCUCGACGGGCUAUCGAAGGCAAGGCGUGCCACCUCCAUUAAGGAUUGGCUUCAGCUUCCAGAGGACUACUUCGAGACUUCCCAGUCCUCAACGGUUCCAGGGAAGAAGAGGGUACGGUGGGCCGAUUUGGAGGAGCGGAGGGAACAGGAGAAGAUGAGGGCGAUAGGAUUUGUCGUCGGUCAAACAGACUGGAUUCGGAUGCUAGAUCCAUCUGGAGGGCAGUCAAAACUUACUCAAACAAAGUAUAUUUGA
Molecule: messenger RNA, 4665 nt
Organism: Nezara viridula (southern green stink bug)
Lineage: Eukaryota; Metazoa; Arthropoda; Insecta; Hemiptera; Pentatomidae
Source: the annotation of a GenBank genome assembly